Messenger RNA from Puntigrus tetrazona (Sumatra barb), 1325 nucleotides. RefSeq names its product GPI-anchor transamidase-like. Gene Ontology annotation, molecular function: GPI-anchor transamidase activity. The record is from RefSeq and is a predicted model, not a curated record. Bases 78 to 1325 code for a protein of 415 amino acids. Gene Ontology annotation, cellular component: GPI-anchor transamidase complex. Gene Ontology annotation, biological process: attachment of GPI anchor to protein; proteolysis; protein localization to cell surface. NCBI's taxonomy places the organism in Eukaryota, Metazoa, Chordata, Actinopteri, Cypriniformes, Cyprinidae. The transcript has 12 exons.
GGGACUUUUAAUUAUACCGGAAGUGUAACGCUUCCUGGUUGUAGUUGCAAGUCUAGCCUGUCAGGUGGCGAACCAAAAUGGAUUAUUACAAUUUAAUGACAAUAUGUGCAUUUAUUAAUUUGCUUGUUUCUAUACCACAAGCAUACAGUAAUUAUGUUGAGGACAAACAAAGCUGGACAGUUUUUAGCAGUGGUCAUACAAACAACUGGGCGGUCCUGGUCUGCACGUCUAGAUUCUGGUUUAAUUAUCGGCAUGUGGCAAACACACUGUCAGUAUACAGAAGCGUAAAGAGACUGGGCAUUCCAGACAGUCACAUCGUGCUGAUGCUAGCCGAUGAUAUGGCCUGUAACUAUAGAAACCCCAAACCAGCCACUGUAUUCAGUCAUAAGAACAUGGAGCUGAACGUGUAUGGAGAUGACGUGGAGGUGGAUUACCGUGGAUAUGAGGUCACAGUGGAGAAUUUCCUGCGAGUCCUGACAGGGCGCCUCCCCCCCAGCACCCCUCGAUCCAAACGUCUGCUUUCCGAUGACCGCAGCAACAUUCUCAUCUACCUGACAGGUCACGGCGGAAACGGCUUCCUGAAGUUCCAGGACUCGGAGGAGAUCAGCAACAUGGAGCUGGCUGAUGCCUUUGAGCAGAUGUGGCAAAAGAGGAGGUACAACGAGUUGUUGUUCAUCAUAGACACAUGCCAGGGGGCCUCCAUGUACGAGAGGUUUUACUCACCAAACCUCAUGGCCCUGGCCAGCAGCCAAGUGGGAGAGGACUCGCUCUCACACCAGCCAGACUUGGCAAUAGGGGUCCAUUUGAUGGACAAGUACACCUUCUACUUACUGGAGUUCUUGGAGGAAGUUCACCCUGCUAGCCAGGCCAACAUGAACGAUCUGUUUAAGGUGUGCCCGCAGAGUCAGUGCGUGUCCACUCCGGGUCACCGUACUGACCUGUUCCAGAGGGAUCCCGGGAGCGUUCUCAUCACUGACUUUUUUGGAAGUGUCCGCAAAGUGGAGAUCACCAAGGACACUAUCCAUCUGACGUCCUCCGUAAAGCCGCCAAUACAGAGGUCUGGUAGUGGCGAUAUGCAAAUCGAAUCUUUGACGUAUGUGGACCAACUUCCAGUGGCUGAAAUUAUUCAUCAGGUCACGGCUCUUAUUUAUUAUGACGCUGACUUCGCUUGCUACCCGCCCAGUUUGACGGAUCGUAAAGAAUCCACAGCUCCACUGGCUAGUGGCAAGGAGACCUCAGGAUCAUGGCCAGAAAUGUUCCGCCGGGCCAAUGCCCUUGGACUUCCGACCCUCCCAGCGCUGCACCAUAAAACUCCCAAGAUCUGA